Ostrea edulis (European flat oyster) is the source of this 486-nucleotide messenger RNA. RefSeq lists its product as uncharacterized. NCBI's taxonomy places the organism in Eukaryota, Metazoa, Mollusca, Bivalvia, Ostreida, Ostreidae. The transcript has 4 exons. The coding region runs from base 1 to 486 and encodes 161 amino acids. The record is from RefSeq and is a predicted model, not a curated record.
AUGCCGCUUGGUCCAACAAAACAUUGCAAGACUCACCCGGGUUAUCCUGUGUAUUAUCGAUUGGGAAUCGAGGGACCUCCUCAGGGGGCUGUGGCUGCCCCUCUGCAGGGGCUAGUCGAUCCGUCCAAGACCCAAAGUAAGACUGUCCCAGACAGGGACAAAAUAUGCCAUACCUCUUCAGACUGUGCUAAAGAUAGCUGCUGCCGCGAUGAGAAAGGGACACUGGUAGAUCCAUCUGGGCUAUUUGAUCACGUGGGACCAGUUACUGAAGUUCUGAAUGGUACCUGUGUACCACUACACGCCCAAUUUGACGAGAAUUGUGGCGAAGCAUGUCCAUGUGACCUGAAUCAAGGUCUUGUGUGCUACAGAACUGUCUCAGAUAACAAAUUUUCCCCAUCAGUCUGCAGACCAAAGGACGUCGUAAGCAAAUGGACCAAUGACUUUAUGGAUUGCUGGAAUAACCCAGACUGUGUGCUGCCUUUGUAA